AUGGCUCUGUUCCGCAAUAGCAAAUCCGGGGGUAAUUCCGUAUACGUUCCGAAAUUAGUAUUCCGGUAUAACUUCCGGGGCGUUCAACAUCAUCAGCAGCUAAGAUGAACGCAGCAUCCUCUACUAUGUUCACGAAGAAAAAAAGCACUGGAAAGAAAUAUUGUUGUGUCCCAGGAUGCAGUCAUACAUCUGACAAGAUAGGACCAGAUGGAACAAAAUUUAUACUUCACCGUAUUCCCAUGUCAGAAAAAAAAGCCCAUAUUAAAAAACUGUGGAUUCAGAGACUUAAAAAUGUGAGGGCAAACUUAAUUGUUAAUGACAGUACAAGAGUUUGUAGUGCUCAUUUUGAUGGACCAUUUACACAUGAAUCAAUUCCAACUAUCUUUCCUUCUAAGCCAAUGAAGAAGGUGACUACACGUCGUCCACUUUUUAGAAAAGAAGUCCAUUCAGAAAAUACAAAUACUGACACAGCGGAGUUAGACGAAAAUGAAAAUAUAAAAAUACCAAACAUUAGUAUCAUGAAGGAUCUUAAUAUUGCCUCUGACAUUGACAAAGUAAAUACGUGUUCAUUCAGGACAAGCUGUACACAAACUGAAAUUACUACAUUUACAACCAAUGCAAGUACAUGUACAACAACAGACAAUAUUGAGACAGAUAUCAAGAUCCAUUCUGUGAGUGUAGGCAUUCAGACAGACUUGCCACAAAUAACAAUUGAAAAUGUGAAACAUGAUAAUGCCAAAGUGAGAUUUUACACUGGAUUUGUUAAUUUUAGUGUUUUUUGGAUGUUCUUUUCAGUACUACUUAAACAUGGAGCAGAUAAGCUGAAUUAUUGGGAAGGAGAAUCCCGAUCCAUGGGUGAAAAAUCCUACCAACAAGAAGGAAAUUUAAAACCAGGAAGAAAGCGCUUUUUAAGACCAAUUGAUGAAUUCUUUAUGGUUAUGAUGCGAUUGCGACUAGGACUUCUGCAGGAACAUUUAGCUGAUAUUUUUAGAGUGUCUGAAUCCACUGUUUCUCGUAUAAUGAACACUUGGAUUAACUUUCUAUUUGAUAAUUGCAAAUCAUUAGUAACCUGGCCAACACGAGAACAAAUAGUUUGUAACUUGCCAAAACUUUUCACUGGGCAUCCAGAUACAAGAAUUGUGGUAGAUUGCACUGAAUUUUACAUUGAAAAACCUUCAUCAUUAAAGGCUCAAUGGAUGACAUGGUCUGAAUACAAGCACUCUAACACCUUCAAGGUACUGAUUGGUGUAACACCAAGUGGCAUGGUAACUUUCAUUUCUAGACUGUGGGGAGGAAAUGUGUCAGAUCGUCACAUUGUGCAACAUGAUGAAUUUUUGCCAAAACUAAGCAAAGGGGAUGUAAUUAUGGCUGAUAAGGGCUUCACCGUAGAAGACCUGCUUCCAGCUGAUGUGGGACUAAAUAUGCCACCAAGAGUCUCAACGAAGAAGCAGAUGUCACACCUGGAAUUUUUUAAAACCAAUAGCAUUGCUUCUGCAAGAAUAGUUGUGGAAAUGAAAAUGGAGCAAAUAAAAAACUAUAAUAUACUAAACUCUCGUUUACCAAUAUCUGAGGCUCAUUUAUCAGAGCAAAUGAUUUUCAUUUGUGCCGCAUUUACAAAUUUGUUGCCUCCACUUCUUAAAUAAAACUGUUCAUGUAUUUUGCUUGCUAAUCAUGCCAAUUUAACUUCCAAAAUUUAAAACUUAUUAAGACCAAAUAAUGGAAAUUCCAAGAUAUUCAUAUAUUUUGUAUUUAAUGGUUGUACAUACACAGUGUCAGGGAUGCAACAUAAUCAGUUAAAAUUGUUGUAUACAUUUUUGUAUGCUUAAAAGCAGAAUCGAUAGAAAAAUAUGACUAAAAUUAUAUAUAGUUAUUUUCAGUAUGUCUGUCAUGUCUGUCAUUAAAAAAUAAAACA
Messenger RNA from Mytilus trossulus (common blue mussel), 1912 nucleotides. RefSeq lists its product as uncharacterized. The transcript has 2 exons. The coding region runs from base 105 to 1643 and encodes 512 amino acids. Lineage: Eukaryota; Metazoa; Mollusca; Bivalvia; Mytilida; Mytilidae. The record is from RefSeq and is a predicted model, not a curated record.